ACCGUCAAUAUUAAGAAUAGCUGCAGCAACAACCUCAAAAUUUACAAGCUUACCAACGGUGGCGGUGCUCAAGAAUCCCAGGAUGUCUCUGCUGGUUCAUCCCAUGAUUUCCAAGUCGAUUCCAACUGGGCUGGUCGUUUCUGGGGCUGUGAAGGAGGUGAUUGCAGCUCCUAUGGCUCUGCUGUCUCGCUUGCCGAGUUUUUGUUCAAGGGCUACGAAGGCAGCGAUUUCUAUGACAUUUCCUUUGUCGAUGGUUUCAACCUCCCCAUGAGCAUCGAGCCCGAAGGCAAGUCCGGCGAUGGUUACGACUGUGGCUCGCCUACUUGUUCAAGCCUCCCAUCGUGUCCCGACAAGUUGAAGGGCGACAAUGGUGCCUGCAAGAGUGCUUGUGCUGCCUUUGGCACGGACGAAUAUUGCUGCACUGGUGAUUACAACUCACCCGACAAGUGCAAGGCCAGUGAAUACGCCGACGGGUUCAAGUCUGGCUGCCCUGAUGCCUACAGCUAUGCCUAUGAUGAUGCCAAGAGCACUUUCGGAUGCAAAGCCAACAAAUAUACUGUUACUUUCUGC
Zychaea mexicana is the source of this 570-nucleotide messenger RNA. Its product is annotated as thaumatin. Gene Ontology annotation, cellular component: extracellular region. Lineage: Eukaryota; Fungi; Mucoromycota; Mucoromycetes; Mucorales; Lichtheimiaceae. Gene Ontology annotation, biological process: defense response. The transcript has a single exon. The record is from RefSeq and is a predicted model, not a curated record. The annotation marks the transcript as partial.